AUGUCGAACGCCUUUGGUACUAUGUUUAGUAAAAAAGUUGGCCUAAAAUUUUCAGGUAAGCAACAAGUCGAGGUAAAGCGCUGAAUAUAGUUUUAAAAAUGUAGUCUUAUUACUGCUAAAUGUAGGCUCAAUUUACGGCUCAAUGAUAGCAAACUGUUAACCCCAAAAUAGAAGAGAAAUAGUAAUUGACAACCUUUUGAAGUUAGCUGAUUUGGACGUCAUCAACGCGAUAAACAUUUCAAAAGUUUCGUAGAGUAAUCUUAAACUGUACCCGCAUCCGCUAAACUUAAUACAAGGAGUGACUAACAUCUAAUUUCUCCUCAUAGUAUGACUGCUUAAUCAAAAAUUAUGGUCAUGAGAAUGAAGGAAAUUAUUGCCAUUUGUAGAAGCUCUUGAUUGGUAAACAUAUUCUCCUUAUCGGUUCCAUUGGAAAUUUGUAAGGAUCAGUGUGGAGAACAUGCAUGUUGAUGUCAGGGUGUGAAGGGCUGAUGGAGACAUCCACUGGAUACGAGUUAUUUUUGCAGUAAAAAGACGAGAAAAACAUUUGGGCAUUGGGCAAAUGUUAACUUAAUACAUGGUGUCUGCGGUUUUAUGUCAUUACCUGGGCAACUGUGCAACUACCCCUCCCCUAACCCAACAACAGUCGACUGCCAACAAGUUAGAGUCAAUGUUGGGUUAGGGGAGGGGUAGGCGCGCGGUUGCUCAGAUACUGACAUUUACGAUCCGUAUUUGCUUCAAGCAACUUUAUCUUGGUAUCCUGUCAUUUAGUGCCAUGGUUAGAUCGUUCCAAGUCAGAUCCGUAAAUACUUUCGUCUGUGUUCCGAUCGCUACUCGUACUCAGAUCUCAUUUAAACAUUUAAGAAAUAUUUAUUAUAUAUGUGGAACGAACUGACUUUUUUGAAGAACGAAGUGACUAUUUUGUGGAACGAUCUGACCAUGGAACGAUAUGACCGCAAACCAUUAUCUUGAUUCACUCACUUCUAUAUAUAUUUUUGCUGCUCUUGAUAGUCGUUGGACCAUUUUCAAUCUAUCGUGUACGAAACGUCAGUAUGGUCGAGAAUGAAUCUUUUCGUCUUCCCUGUGGGUCGCUUUCGUACAAGUACCGUGUCAGCUACUCAUGGAGUACUCAGAGACCUGGGAUGUCACUCCUUCCCAUCAGCUCCUCGUUUAGACCGCGAAUACUCAUGGAACCAAACGGAGAUUUAUUAUUCUCCCCUGUCACAGCCAAUGAUGUGAAUCGUUUUAUGGCUUCUGGAGGUCGCCUAAAAUGUAGCGUAACAGAUCUUCAUGGAGCAAUAAACUUUAUAAGCCCGAAUAUAUUUUUGCACGUUAAAAGUUCAGGUGAGAGGAGUACGUUGUUUACACUUUUCAAAGAUGUAGGAAUCUGUAAAUCUAAGGGUCACCCUGGCUUCAUAAUGUCUAGAGGAAGUAACCCACGGGUAACCACUUCCAUAGGGGAAUUCUAGCCCUUUAGCCCCUAGGAAUGACCAGCAUCUAAUUUCUCCUAACAAUAUAACCCUAAUCAAAGAUGAACUUAAUUAACUUGAGGUCAUGGGAAUGAAGGUGAUGAUCAUAAACUAAAGAAGGUUAUGAUUAUUAAACAAAUUCUCCUUGUCAGCACCUUAGAAAAUGUAUAGCGAAAAGUAUGGAGUAUUUUCAUACUGAUGUUAUAGUGUAACGGGUUUUAAAAAUUGUAGGACUACCCUGGUUUCAUAAGGUCUAGGGGGAGUAACCCGAAGGGCAUCCUCUUCCUUAGGGGGGCGUCUAAGGCCAGCUUUGUUUUUAUAAAUGCUGUGUUCCGAUCUUAUGUUUCUGUGUACUUUUGUUCGAUAAUACUGUUAAGAAAAAAUUGGAUAAUGAUGACAGUAACAGUAAUGAUAGUAAUGCAAUUGCGUAAACCCAUUGGGCAGUGAUCAAUGGUAAUCCUGAAUUCUAUACCAUUUAUCACAGCAUAAUGAAAAGCCCCUACAUCUCGCCUGCUUCAUUAAAUGGUUCGAUUUCCCAAGCAAUUUUCAACAAGAAAAUGUUGGUCUGCUUUGUGAUGAAUUACGCCUAUUUUUCCUUUUUCCUGCCCAAAAUACUCUGCUAUAUUCAAUAUGAAAUAAUUUUCCUCCAGUCAGGACAAGGCAAAGCGCCCUUUGCAAUUGUUGUCACGCAACUCUUUGAGGAGAAUGUUGCGUGACAUUCCAGAGGGCGGUUACAAAGGCCUCUUCUUUAAGUUUAAAGUGAGCUGUUUACAAAUGGAACAAUGCAAACUUUUUCCUCGGUUUCGGAAAAAUAUGAGAACACAUACGCUAAAUUUAUUUUUGUUUUGUUUAGCUUCACAAAAUACAAACCUUAAAUUUUAUACCACACCGGCUAGUUCUUAUACGUUGGCCACUGGAGAUCAGUUUUACCUAAACUGUACCGCAGGAGGAAGGUAGGUCGGACAUUUAUAUGUUAACUGCGCAGAAUAGUCAGAUCACUUGAUAGUUUUUAGGGCCUUGUUUCACUCAACAACCUUUUCUUUCCUUAAAUCUUGUUGCCACAUGUACUUUUAUUACAAUAAGUAACGAAGGAGAUAAAAUCAUUUUCUUCUUUCAUCGACUAAGGCAGCAACUCAGUGCAUUUGCAAAGGUCCAGCCAGGACCCUGAUACAGCAAACUGUAAAAAAAAAAUGUUUGGAAAGGUUUCAAGAAAGGUGUCUAGGAGAAAAAACUUAUGUCAAGAACGAAAUCGGAAAUCAUGAUUACAGACAAGAGCAACCUCAGCACAAACCAUUUCAUUUCAAACAAUGUUUGAUUUCAUAUUCCUUCCUCCUUCUUUUAACUGGAUUGUCAUAUUUCUGCGUCUUAUGGACGUUCCUGUUUCUCUUUCCAGUGAAACACCUGACAUUUCUUGGUACAAGGACAACGUACAGAUCGUGCCCACGGGGGAUCUGUUCCAGUAUAUGAAUUACAAUAGAACUUUACGACUGGGAUCACUUCGCUCAAGUUCACACAAUGGGAUCUACAAAUGUGUAACCGGUAUCUCAGGGGCGAUUCUGCAAAAGACAACUACUCUAAAAGUCAUAGGUUUGUACUUUUUUAAACGCAUUUUCUAGUACCGCCUGCGCAGACGCGGAACUUUUCAUAAUUCGUCUCUUUCUUGUUAGCUUGCAUCGAGUGAGUGCGUAAAAUGUUUUUUGUCUAAAGCAGUUGAUAAUAGCGACUUGAUUUAACUGUUCAGCCUUUCUAUCCCCUUUCCAUCUGCAGACAAAAUAGAACCGGUGUACGAUCAGGAAGUCCACCCCUUCUAUGACAUAAGAGAAGGAAAACACGGCAGAACUGUGACGCUUUUCUGUAACACAACUGGAGACUUAAAGAGCAGUCCGACCUGGUAUUACAACGGAGAGAAACUUCAGCACAGGUACAACCGAAAAAGGGGAUUCCGCUCCCAAAUCAAUAUUCAAACGGCUGAUUUCAAGUAUCUUAACGAGCAUACUUUUUUUGUUUUAUCUUCAGCUUAAAGUUUUUGAACAGAUGGUCUGUUAGUUCCUCCUCUGGGAUACUGACCAUUCGUAACCUAAAAGUGAAGGACUUUGGCGUCUUCCAAUGCGUUGUGAAGAAUCCAGUCAGUGAGAAUUACAGGGUGUCGUACUUGGUUGUAACAGGUACGUGAGGGGAAGAGGAGGGGAUUCCCCCAGGGGGGGACUCUCAUAUCCACCACACAACUUUUUAGUACUAGUUGUUUCACAGUCUAGUCACCUCCGAGGUAUAAGUGACUACCCCCUGAGACAAUCAAUUACACUUCAUCACAUGCGAACUCGCCACAAUUAAUAAUCGUUUCCUUUUUAAGGGUAUUUUGGAGGUAGUUGCUUGACGCUCUUUGGAGCGGAUUACUAAGGGAAUGCAUUGUGAUUUCAGUAACUUUAGGGUGGGGACAUUCAGGGUGACAACAUCUUUAUACGAUAGGUAAUCAUGCAGCGCAGAGGAAAAUAUCUCAACGAACCACUGAGAUUUCAUAGAAAAACCAGCAGCUUGCAUGAGUGACCUAAUCAUGUUUCUUUUUUCAGUUUUGAAUCUGAUUGGUUGAGAUGAUGGCUGUGGUUUUUUUGACCAAUCACAGAGCGAAGAAAAGCAAAAACAAUGUUGUCCCGAACCACUUACGACACUCAAUUAAGAAUAUCUCUGAUCUGAAACUAGUCAGGUUUUGAGCCAACAAGGUUGCUUCUGAUGGAAUACUUCUUAGGAGGAGAUAUGCUUGAAUUGAGUUUGCCAAUGACUGUUUAUGUGCCUCCUUUUUUUCCAAUUUUAGGAGCGCCUCUUCCUCCUGUGAAUGUGAAGACGACUAAUUGUUCAAACUUUUCCACCAUCCUGACAUGGGAUGUCAGGCUUCUUUCUGAUCUCUUACCUCCCGAUCGUUUUAUCAUUGAAUGGUCCGCUAGAUAUGCGUCUUUAGAACAAUUUACACUCAUUCCUUUUACUAAACUGGCUGAAGUUCCCAGUUCUGUUCGUUCUUAUGCCGUGAACAAUCUCAAGCCAAACACAGAAGUUCAUUUUCGCAUCCGUGCAAAAAACCAAAUCGGUGUUGGUUUUCCUGGCCUGUCCCUGGAGAAACCUCUUUGUAUCACUAGGAGCAAACGUAAGUACGAUAACAUCAGUUAAUUUAAUUUUGCUUGAAAGCUUUCUAUUGUCAGGCAGACAGCUAGACUGAUCGAAAGGCCGAGAAUUUGGAAGACUGACAUGACCAUGGGUCGACCAACCUUCAGAAAAAAAUAUAGACAGUUAUUGCGCCAGUGGAUCAGCCACUCCAUCAGUUACCCAUCAUUAGAUUUAUCAUUCGGGUUCUUAGAGGAAGAAAAUUUUUCUCCGAUACAUUUUGAUUGAAAGCUCCUGUGUUCUUGUUUUAGGUCCUACUUUAUAUCCCAAGAACUUGCAGAUUGUUCCUAGAAAAGUUAACGGAGAAUUGCAGAUGAAUUGGACGGUAAUUUAAAUAACCUCAUAAUGUUAAUUGCUUUUUAAAAAAAUUAUUGCAUCUUCCGUCGGUAAUUGAAACGUAUUGCAGUGCACUAUUUUCCGAUAUGAAUGAUAAUUUUAAAGAAGAACCUGCUUUUUGAUGUUUUUAAAAAUAUGUUAUUUUGAAAAUUUCUUUAGUUGCUAAGGUAGUUUUUGUAUUGGUUACCGCUGAAUACAGACAGAUUUUCGGAGAGUCCGCAGACCAGUCGUUAAAACGUCGCUAUUUUAAUUAGAAAGAAAUGAAAACAUUGAAUAUAUAUAUAUUAUUCAGCUGACACGGAAAUAAACUUGGUUUUUGAAUUUUUAUUUUUUAUAAUUGAGGUAAAGAAAGGUUUUUUCCCUUACCCAAGUCUAUUUUCUCUUUUGAAGAAUGAUAACAAAUUAAUUAUCACAAUUGUUAUUUAAAUUAUGGCAAUGAUAGUAAUUAUCAUAAUUAUCAUAAUUAUCAUAAUUAUCAUAAUUAUCAUAAUUAUCAUAAUUAUCAUAAUUAUCAUAAUUAUCAUAAUUAUCAUAAUUAUCAUAAUUAUGGUGUAUUUUCAUAAUUAUGAUAAUCACAGUAUAGUCAAGAGUGCUAACUUCUAGUUCUUUAUUUUUUCCCCAGACUCUUGAUCCAUUAGAUUGGGGUGGAGCUGGUUGCAAGUAUAGAGUAUUUUAUCGUCCAAAUACUCCAAACGCAUCCUGGACGAAUAAAACUUCAUUUGAUAGAUGUGAUCUGAAUUUUAUUCUAGAGAGAGGAGUGUUAACCAAUCAAGAAUAUGAGGUUAGGAUUCGAACCGAGAACAUCGAGGGGCCUGGGCCGAUGAGCCCUUCCAUUUUCGGUCUGUCUGGACAGAACCGCCUCUUUCAACCACCAACUGAUAUAACUGUGGUUCGUGUUAACGCGAGUUCUGUUGAGAUCAAGUGGACUCCAUUCGUUCCCAAACCUCCUCGGUCAGUGGAUGGUCACUACGUACGUACUACCAAUUUAAAUUUUGUAACGUCAUUGCUCCUUCUCUUUUGAUCAAGUUUAAGCACUUUACACCCUAACAUCAGUAAGCAUAUUCUUCACACUGUUUUCUAUACAUCUCUUAAGGCGCUCGUAAGGAGAAUCUGUUUUACAGUCAAGCACCACUACUGUAAUCGGUGAUCGUUUUCUUUAUUCUCGUGACCAUAACUUUUGAUUCAGGGGUGACAUGGUAUAUUAAAAGGUUAAACUUCAAGCAGUAGGGCGUAACUUUUCUGUUGUUUUAGUUCUUUUUUAGUCCGCCUAAUGCUUGCUACCGUCAAGUGAUGACAUUAGCUUGCACAAAAUGUACAGAGUCGAUAUUUUCAGGCCUUGCCAUAUGAUGACAGAAAAAAGAGGGGGAGUUUGAAUAUUCGUUUCAUUAUUCCUCGCUCAUCAACUGACUUCGGACGGUAGCCGGAAGUAGAUCUCAGCUACUUCCGCUCCGCUUUGACAUCAAACUAAAAACGACCGCCAAACCUCUUAGAUAAAGUUUCCCAAUACGGUUUUGCCUUUAGGUCCACUGAAGUAUGAAAAUACUGUCUACGUACCCUUUUAAAACUUUCAUUUUUUAUUUUUCAGAUCUACAUCUGGCAGGGUCGUCGCUCAUAUCGGCAGCCAAACGAAGAGUCGGUUGAAAUCCUGUUGAUCCCAGACUAUGCCAUAAGGGUGAAGGUCGUAGGAGGAAAUAUCGUCACGGGAGUGGUGUCAGGGCUCACUCCGUGGACCAACUACACCGUGGUGGUGCAAGGUUAUAACAGUGCAGGACUUGGCCCCCCUAGUGACGAGGUUGUUUUUGUAAGGACUUUGGAUUCACGUAAGUGGGCGACAAGUCGAUGUUGCAAUGCAGUUAUCCCCUUUUGGCACUGAUGGUGAUGAAAUGGCUAACAAUCUUAGAUCGCAUAGGGAAGUUUAACAGUUCUGAUGCUAGAUCAGCCGAAUAGUAAAGCUGUUAAGAACCAAUCAGAUUAGUGAAUUUUGUUGUUAACAGAUCUGUUACAAGAACUAUUGAAAUAUUGUUAAAGGCCACGAAAGCCAUCCAAGUGCAUGAUUUCUUGCUUGUCAGUGACCUUAGUAUCAGAUGACAUUUUUUUAACAUUUUUUUUCCGCAGAGGAUUCCUAUUAUAUUUUGACGCUGAGAAUUACAAGUGAAAACUUCUCAGAGGACCUCAAAGAUCCAAUUUCCAGUCGAUUUAAGGCUUUGAAAGAGAAUGUGACGAGAGAGGUUAGUAACAGUAUCAUCCGCACAUUGGGCUGAAAAUAGUUGGACGACUGUAAAGCGAUGUAUUCAAAGUGAACAUGUGUUAUUGAAGUCGAACACCGUUUUAUCCAACGCCUUUGCAGAGGCAGUCUGAGGAGAAGUAGGAGAAGUAAAUGGUUGAGAUGGAGAGAGAAAGGGGUGCAAGCGUAUGGGACCGGACGGGGGUGAAGGCACCUCUCUACCCCCUCCCCCCUGCACUCCUCAGAGGCAGUCUGAGGAGAAGUAAAUGGUUUAGAUGGAGAGAGAAAGGGGUGCAAGCGUAUGGGACGGGACGGGGGUGAAGGCACCUCUCUACCCCCUCCCCCCUGCACUCCUCAGAGGCGGUCUGAAAAAAAACCAAAUUAUCUUGUAAUACACUCCACCAAUGUAGCACCACAGUUUCUUUGGAAUCUCACCCUCUUAGUUCAUUUAACCGAGUAAACAGCUUUUACUGGCGUUCAUUUUCACAGAUUACGAAACUCUAUUCCAGACAUGGAUGGUUUAAGAGAGCUACUGUGCUGUCUUUUAGGUAUUUAUUCUUACUUGUAUAUGCUUUAUUUCAAGUAUUUCAAGUAAAGGUAAUAUAUAGAUUUAGCCAAGCCUAAAAGCGGAGCUCGCAUUUUUUUUCCCGCAGGUACGCUCUGCGAGCUCCGCUAUUAUAAUAUGAAAUGAGCCAAUCACUGGGGGUCAGAAUGAGAAAUAUUUUAAGGGGGCGAGGUUCAUAGUGUACACAUAAACGGGAAAGUAUGUGACGGAUAUCGAAGAAGUUAUUUUAAAACGUUUUGUAGAAAAGUUCCCAAUAAAUUUGAAAAAAGGGCAUGUGUCAUUCGUCUACAAAUUCGAAUCUGGGUUUCACGGAAGUUCAGUCUUAAUCUCAAAUUUUCACGAGUAAAAUGUUUUAGUCUGCUGUUCUAAAGGAUAAGCUCCAUUUCACUCUUCAGCCCCGGAAGCGUUCAGGCAGAAAUUCAGUUGGAAGCAGCGAGCCCCAAUAUGAGUUUUCUCCAACAAGUGGUGUCCCAAGCUGAUAAUCUUGGAAACUUCUCGUUGGACAGAAACAGAACAAAAUUACAAAGCCAAGCAGGUAAAGUUUUCAUUUCCUAAUAUUUGAUAUUUUUUAACUAAAUUCUUAAAAAAAAAUUUAAAGGGAAAUUGUGCGACCAGAAUUGUGUUUUGGUAGCUGACGUUUAUGGUUUCCGUUCGAAUUUGAUGGAUAAUUCAAAACAGAUGUUUUAAAUGGUUUUUAGAAGGAAUAAGUUGUAAUUUAUCAAACUGGAUUAAAAGCAAACUAAAACGAGACUUAAAAAAAAAACCUUAGCAUAAAAUCACUACAGUUAAGCCGUACAUCAGUCAAUUGUAUUAAUUGUCGUCAACCUGGGUCUUUUUCUGUCUUUUUGAGUGAGCAGCAUCACAUCAUGGACAUUCAAAUAGACGAUUAUACUAAGGGGGAGAGGGGGAAGGGUGGAAGUUAUAACUGGUAUUUAACGCUUUACAUCUGUUGUGAGAAACCGAAAUCAAAACUUGAGAAGGUCAUCCAUAUCAUCUUUAACUUAUUAUAGGACUGCGUAACGUUUAUUUGAACUCUGUUUUACCGAUUGCAAUAAUUAGUCAGGUGUUUAAAGAAAUAUAUGCUUCCCUAUUGAUCGAGGAUAACGACGAAUCGUCACAAAGCUGCACAACGCGAUGUGAUCAUUUUACAAAAGCACUCCCAAGAUCUCAUCUUCAAUUUUCCUAAUUGGAUCAACUAAUAAUCCCCCAGCUGAUAUUUUACUUAAUUCCAAUCACUUGUGUGCCUGAUAUUAUACUAAUAUUGUGAAGAGAAAUUCUUUCUUGGUCAUCCAUGGGUUAACUAAAGGUGUAUCUAACAUUCUUACUUCAGGCAUACAGAGCGUAACAAUACGAGCUUCACAUUUGAUGGUGAACGUGACCGGCAGAUUUGUCAUUAACUGCACCGUGAUUGGCGGUCCUCCCGACCUUCAGAUCACGUGGUCUAAAGGAGUAAAUAUCAUUGGUUUGAGUCACCGGACAAAAGUUGAGACUAACAGGGGCUAUUCCCGCCUCACCGUUAGAGAUGCUAUGGCUUCUGACGAGGGAGUCUAUGUCUGCCAAGCAGGGUAAGCUCGUUCAACUUGAUGAUAGAGAAGACUUUUAACAAUGCUGUGAAUUCACUUUUCUAACUACCGCUCAGGGGCACCAAGAGGUUUGUCAACUUUUAGAGAGCCAUAUGUGCCACAGAUAAAAUAAUUCUCUUCGGAAAAUUUGAAUUUUUAAAUCCAGUGAAUGAACGUGAAACAGAAAGGGGGGGCUGAUUUUUUUCGGUUGUUUAGGGCGUCGUGUUAAAUUUAAUUGACUCUUUGGUUUAACGUGAUCGUUUUUUUUCUGGUAUUUAUAUCACACCACUAAAAGUGUUUUGGAUGAUAUCAUCAGGGUGACGACCAUACUGAUGGUAAGACUCAGGAAGUAGUUUGAGGGUGAAUUGCUGUACUUACUUCCUCCUCUGUUCGUAUCUUUUACAGUAAAGGAAGCCAGAUUGGUACAGCAAACGUAUCAGUUCAGGUUGUUCCUGUACUUAGAAUAUCACCGCGAGCAGUCUCUGAGUUCGUUGGUAAGUGCAGAGUCAUUCAGCAGCCCUCGUUCUCCAUCGCUCUGCUUAUUCCAUGACAGUGUGCUUCACAGAUUUCUUAAAAGACUUCCUUCAGGAUCUUUCACAGGCCAAAAGAUGUAUUACUUUGUGUAUCGGAGGGCUUGUCGAUGGGCUGUUGUAAAAUUGAAACCAGAGUUGUAAUGUCGACCAAUCAGAACAAGAGACAAUAUCACAAGUAGCCAAUGAGAGCGGAAAGUCAAUAAUUUUAAACAUCCUGAAACGCGGGAGAACUAGAGUAGCCCGGUCCCAGUCGUUAUUACGUUUGCAGGUGUUUGGUGGAGGAAUGGGGGGCAAGUUUUUUAACUUCGACCAAUCCCAGACCGUAAACGAAUAGAACUAAAGCCAUCCCAGAUUUCUUUGAAAAUUGCUUUAAAUUUUUCAUAGCUGUGGCUUGCUAUGUGGUAGACAAAGACAAAACUGGAAUUUCAGUAGUUGGCAUAGCGAUGGGGUCGAGAUUCUUAUUCAUCCUUAAACGAAGGGAGAACUUCAUACACUGAGCACUGAUUUUACUACAAAUUUAUUAGGUGGUAAAGCAUCGUUUUCCUGCAGAGUGGUCAGCGGCGUCAGGCAAGGAGCAAGCGUAGUUGUAGUUGAAGUGACAUCGGAAGGAAUAGAAUUCCUCAAUGAUCGACCGAGUUACACAGCAACCAAUUUAGAAAUUCCAGACGGAGGGGAGAGUUAUGUUAGAAAAUUUGUCUGUGUGAUGCGGUCACAGGAAGGAUCUGUUCUGGCUAUGAGUGAAAUGGCUGAGCUGAUUAUUAUAAAACCAGGUAGGCGUGGUACUUUUAAGAACUGAACAAUACCUUAAAUGGAGAAUUUAAUUCUCACUAACAAGAGUUUAUCCAGGCGAGUGUGAUCGCUAAAGGAUAAUACUUAUCACGAGAAAAGGUCAGAAAUAGCUGAGGAAAACUCUUGCAGUAUUGUCCUCACAUCUCCUGUCAAAAACUGUAUCCCCGAAACGAUGCGAAAACUGACAUACAUAAGCUAAAACAUGAAGGAAUGGUACCAUGUAUUAACAGGGCAAGCAAAGAAGAUUUAUCACUAAACUUUCUUUGGUGAAUAAAAGUUCAGGAGUUUUAGAAAGCUUGGGAACAGCCACAUAACUUGCGUGAUUUUUUUCAAGGUUGUUCACGAUCCCUUCAUUCAAAUUAAAGUCAUAUCAUUCAGCUGAUUUGAGAAUUUGUCCCAGAUAUUCACAUGAAAAUUCUUAUUUGUCUCACAGACGUACCAAGGUGUCGAGAAGAGUGGCUUAAAGGAGUCCUGUGGUCAGCCACAGCUGCAGAACAAACUGACAUCAAACCUUGUCCACCAGGAGCCAGGGGUAAGCCAUAAGAGGGUUUGGAUACAAUGGCAAUAUGUCCUUUUUCCCGUGAUUAGAACCAAACAUAAAUGAACAUUGAACAGUUCCGUCAUUCUGCAGACUAGGUGACCUAACCUGAUCUAAAGAGAUAUACCGACCGAGGCAGUUGUGUAAGUAGAUUUUCCAGUGGGUGGGCAACUCUAAUUGUCUCUCUCGUUAUUUGCUGGUAUACCAUUUGUUUUUAUUGACAUAGAUAAUCUUUUUUUUUUUCGAUAAAGCGUAGAUUACACCCUCGCAAUAUGAUAGAAGGUACAACCAGGGUCGGUUUCCUUUCCCUCCCCAGUCCCUCCUCCUUCUCCUCCCAUUUCCCAGACGUUAAGCAUAGAUUGCAGUGGACUCCUGACCGUGAAAUAUUUUUAAUAUAAAUUCAUCCUAGGGAAAGUAUCGCGUUUUUGUGAUGUGAAUGGGAAGUGGGAAAACGCUAACUUCGUAGACUGCAGUUCACGUGAAUUUCUCCGACUGGGUGACGAGGUAGGAGCUAAUUGAUAUUCAUGUCCUGAACCUUAGUUUAGAUUUCUCAUGUUAAUUUGCCUAUCACUCAUAAUUUCUUUAUGGAAAUUGUAACAGCUCGAUCGGAGGACUUUACACGAUAAUCAUACACACACCCGUUUCUUCGUUCGUCCUCUCAUCAAUCACACUUAAGAUCCUUUUAUUUUCAGAUCGAAGCUGUCACGGAAGGUUUCCAGACAAACUUUACCGCGAAACAAAUUCUAUCAGAGCUACUAAACGUUACUCUUCCAAACGUAAAAAGCACGCAGAAAUCUCCUGAGAUCUUUGGUGGAGACUUGGUCAUCGCUGUGAAUGUACUUGUCAAAGUGGCUGAUUAUAAUGCUGAACAAGGCAACGUGAGUAACGAGGAGGAUGUCAAGAACUUCGUUCAAGUGGCGAGUAACUUGUUGGAACCAGUCAAUCGUGUAACUUGGCAGGAACUCGAGAAUGUAAGUUUAGUGUAUGUUCCUCUAACCCUUUAAACUCCCAUGAGUGACCAAGGGAGAAUUUCUCCUUACAAAAUUGCUACAAUAUCAAGCAUAGAAGUGAUGAGAAUCUUUUGAUGCAAUACAAAAUUCUUAAAAAUAACAUCGUAAGAAUUGACUGGCACAGAGUAGGGAGAAUUACUACUUUAUUACAGACAGCUCUUAGCCGGUUGUUCAAUAAUGUAGCAAUAUCAAGUUUACCUAGGAUUAGGCGCUAAUUUUGUUAUCCAUUUUUCUAGCUUUAGAGAGAGUUUGUUUGAGUAAAAGAGUGGUUUUGUUUUCCAAUAUUGGUUUAGUUACGGAAAGGUAAAAUUCUACAAAUUUUGGACACAACAUACGGAAAAAUACCAAAAGUGUUAAUGUAGCUACAAACAGUCCUUCAUGUGUCAGAAUCUUUCUGUAAUAAAUAAAUUGCCAUGGGUGGAUCAGGAAGGGCCUGAGGAGGGCGUGGUCCCUUUUAAUUUCUUUCUUUUUAAGUGAAACUUGAAAAGUUGUUGGCUUUGGACGAGUUUUCUCUUGCCAUUUUUUUUUUAAUCUCUCUCUUUUGACUACCGGCCUGAUUGAACCCCUCACUGAUUUUAUUCCGUUGUCCACCUCUAAGAUUGUACUAUUCAUGAACCUACUCGGGUCAUGUCUCUCUGCCGCAUUAGUGCGCGCUUGUCGUCAUCAGCUUCCAAUCUCGUUAUCAUACAGAGGCUUGUUUAACAGUACUUUUAUGUGACUGAUUUUACUCGCAGUUGGGUGAUAGCCGGAGUAGAAUCUUAGUGAAAGCAGUUGAUGAUUACGGUCUGGGUGUGGCAGCCACAUUUACUGGAUCCUCAAAGUACACAAUCGUUCAGGCUACAAACGUGUUAGUCAGGAUCGACCGAGUACAAGGAGACAACCCGGUAUGAAGACGAUUAAUUAUAUAAGCACAUGUGGCCAAGCCACAAAAAAGAUUGUAACUUAGGGAAAAUAGCUACGACAACAACAUCGUUCCCAGUGUCCUCUCUCUUUCCCCUUACUUCCCCGAGGGACGAAGAAAGAGGGCCCCGAGAAUGGGUUGCUACCAUAAAUGGCUUCACAUGACGACGUUUAAGCAGUGAAAGAAAAAGUGCAGUAAAGUGCCUAUAGUAACACCGACAAAUUGAAAACGGUUAUGCUUAGCGCCAGGUUUUUUUACGGUAAUGUAUUCAAAGUAGUCAGCUAACGAUGAUGACACGAUGAAGAUACGUGAAAUAAUCUCUCGCAACAAUGCGUUUAAUAUUGCGCGCAAAAAGUCAUUACCUACGUAGCUUUAACAGAAACCUUUGUUAAAUGUAAUUCAUGUUUCUUUUCACGUUUCCUUUUAGUUAAGAACUGAAGGCUUUAGUGUGAGCUACAAUCAAAGCUCCAUUCAUUUACCAGGCGAGGCAUUCAGCUCAUCCCCAGACUCCCGCGCCAUUACUUCAGUACUUCUCACGUUAAACGAUGUGUUACCGCUGGACAAAGAAACUAAGGACAAGAAACAAGCGGUCACCGCUAAUACCACCGUUGUAUCAUCCACUGUCUAUCCCAGGCCCCCAAAUGUAUUCAAGCAGCCGGUCAAGAUUGUUUUAGAGAACAAAAGGGUAAUUAUUUCUUUACUGGUUUGGUUCUACUCAAACGUUUUAUUUUCCUUCUGAUUGUUCAAGUAAUAAGAUUUGUUAUAAAUCUUAACACCAAUCUUUCUUCUGACUUUCUUCUCAAGGUAAAUGUUCCUGCGGAAGUCGAUGUAAAAAGAAAGUGUGUUUUCUGGCGGCCUGGAGGAGGAGGCGUAUGGCAGACCAAUGGUUGUAGACUUGUUGCUGAAGAGUCUAACGUCAGUGUCACAACAUGUGAAUGUAAUCAUCUGACCGUCUUCGCCUCACUCAUGGAUCCUCACGAUGCACCUGUGAGUAAAAGUGAAACAGAUCGCCGCUUUUUUAAAAAGAUUGACCACAGAAAAAAAUUUACAUGGUGUUUAAGGCAUCCCUUUCACGGCUAUCUUUCGUAAAUGACAGUGCUUCUAAAUUGUGUGACUGAUCAGAAGGGUUGAGGAGAAAAGAGACACUUACAUCAAGAACCAUCUCUACCUCAACGGCCAAUCAUAAACUAUGGCAAGGAGCCAAUCAUAAAUCAGUGCGAUCGUCCCUAGGCGCAGGUUAACGAAAGUGAACUGGUCAUAAUUGAUGAUUGGCUGUAACUAUGCAUUUGAUUGGUGAAAUCUAGUUGCCGCCCUUAACAUUUUUGUGUGUACAUCUAUUUUCUCAGAUCGAACAAUCUCACAAGAAAGCAUUGGAUAUCAUUUCAAUCAUUGGUUGUUCCAUUUCUCUCCUUGCUGUUAUUGUUACUAUGGUCGUUACUGUGUUUUUCUGGAGAGCAGUAAAAAGCCCGAGGGCGAAAGUUCUGUUAAACCUGUGCGCUGCUAUCGCCAUUUGUUGCAUACUUGUGAUAGCAGAAGGUUCAGCGAGAAAUAACGAGGUACGUUCGAUGAAGAUGGUCACGUUCACUCACUCAAAUUAAGUCCUUUUGAAUCAUUCCUGAUUAUUCCCAUGCAUGUCAACUAAGUGGAGUGUAGAGUUUCUCUCAUGUUAAAAAGCAGCGGGUUAGAGUUGCCAAUUGUGAGCUGUUUCCUUUACACGACGAACGCGUGAAGUCAAAGCGUAAGCAGGAGUAAAGGAAAUUUCGUUUCUUUAGUUUUCAGUGAAUGAAUAACUUAUUUCCCUUCGAGACGUUGUUGUUACGAUCACGAGGUUGGGAGUUGCAUGUUGUUUCUUUGAAAGUUUGGAAAUAAGCCAUUGAUACGAGAUUUUAUGAAGCAAAGGACUGCGCAACUGCGGAAGCUAGGUUUGGCAACUAUGUCUUUGACAACCACAUUUACCCAGGCCUCGAAGUUCCCGCACACAUCCUAGUUACGAUAUUCAGCCAUAAAGAUGGCUCUGCGGUGGAGAGAGCACCGCUCAAUCUUACCUUUUCUUUAUUAUCUUUCAGACGGGCUGCACGAUAAUGGCCGCUUUACUGCAUUAUUUCCUGUUAGCAUUGUUUUGUUGGAUGUUGUGUGAGGGAGUGUUACUUUAUAUCCUGCUCGUCAAAGUCUUUGGAGGUGGAGCUGAUGACAAAGUCAAGUAUUUUUACUUGCUUGGAUGGGGUAAGUUUGUUUGUUGUCUUCUCAUUUUUCCUUUAUUUUCAUCAAAGUUUGUAUUACUUCCUUCUUUGUUGGCUGCCGACAACUCUCGCUAGAUUUUGAACCAGUCAGAGGCAAAACUAAAGCCCUUCGUUUUCCCGCGCUUUUGGUGGUCUCACUUUGACAGUAUUAAUUGAUAUGCGGUCUAUUCCAACUUUUAUUUCCAUCAAGUUAUUUUCAGGUUCAAAGUAUCAGAUAUUCUGAGAAUGAUUAAGCAAACAAAAACUUGACGCCACACGUCCACGUGAGCACAAUUCAUUAGUCUAAAAAUACUUUAAAAGGGAUCUCUUGAGGAAUGAAGCCUGCAUGAAGAAGUUAGCCUCUUUUCUCUGGAAAGUGUACCACUCACUCGUCUUCUGCAGAGUAGGAGACUUUCUCGUUUGAAAUGAAUUAAAUAUCUUUGUUUUUCAAGGUUUUCCAGCUGUUAUAGUCGCCAUAUCGUUAGGUGCUACUCAGGCUGUUGGGUAUGGCUCGUCAGAGGCUUGCUGGCUUGAUGUAAAAAGUGGAGUCGUUUGGGCGUUUAUUGGGCCUGCAAUACUCAUCAUCUCGGUCAGUGGAUAUUCCAUAGUUCUCUGUUUUACUUCAUAUCAAUGAAAGGUUCAGUCCACUGGAUGCUCUGACAGGAAACAAAUUGUUUCCAGUGUCUUUUCGGGUCUGAAAUCCAAAAUGGAGAAAAAUCAGUUCUGAAUGUUUGGUUUGGAUUGCGUGUCUUGGGGGGAGCUUUGUUUUUGUGACUUAGGAAAACUAGUGGCCAAAAUAUCAAUCCUCAGCCAUCCUUGUUCGUUUUUGACUAAUACCGAUUAAAAAUGGUAAAAGUUCAAAAUUUUCCGAACCUAAAUUAUUCAAAACUCACAAAACACGAAGGAUUUCAUCUAAUGGACCACACGAUGUCAUCAAUAGAUAUUUGUAGCUUUAUUAGGUACGAUACACGACAAAACUAGUUUUCAUGUGGCGACUUGAAAUGACAGUUAAAUAAAAUGCAGGUCGAAGUAAUACCUCCCCUCCCUCUCCUUUUUAAUUUUGUACAAUCCCAAGUGCAAAAAUCGUAGAGAAGUGGGAAGGGGCUAAGUAAGGAUUGUGGCUUCGCAAACACUAUUCAUUUUCAAAGUAUAAAAUUGUUGGUUUUUUGCGCAGAUAAAUAUCGUGGUAUUUAUCCUGGUGAUUCGUCAAAUGAUGGGAACACGACACAUUCAAAACAAGACGCAAUUCGAGAAGGUCAAAGCUGGUGUCAAGGCCUCCGCGGUCGUUCUUCCCCUGCUUGGAAUCGCGUGGUUGUUCGGUCUUCUCAGCAUAAGCUCGUCUACCAUUGCUUUCAAAUAUAUAUUCGUCAUUGCUAAUUCUCUUCAGGGACUGAUGAUAUUUAUAUUUCACUGCUUGUUAAACAAACAGGUAAUUAAGAGCUACAGAUUAGAAUGAUUGGGAUCUGUUGAGUAAAGAUAGGUUAAUGGCUUACGAACCUCUCAAAAUUGUUCACCCCGAAAAUAGUUAAAUGUGUUGCACAUAUAUGAAAUCAAUAAUGAUAUCAUUUUGUUGAAAUCUGCGUAAUUUUUUCUCUUCAUGAUCCAAUAAUAGGCUUCCAUUUGUUCCGGAUUGCACUUCAGUCGAUUUAAUAGAGCGAAUAUAUCGUAAGGUCUUCAUUUUAAAGUUUAUGGAAUCCGUAGGGACAAAUAAACAUAAUCUCAGAAGAAAUACUAUUGAAACACAAUCAUACACCAGCAUGUUUGCACCUCUAACUACAUAGACAAACUGGAUAGGCUUGCUUUAGAGUGUUAACAUUUGUUUCUCUUCAUUGCACCAGAUCCAGGAUGCCGUCAAACGAAUACGAGACAAAAGCAGCUCAGGCGCGUCAACGACUCCGAAAACUAAACCUUCUCCUGUUCAAAACCCAAAAAACGUCAUAAAUCUUACUUCUAAUGGUAGGUGAUUUCUUAUUUAGUACAGAAUUAUCCCUAAGGAGCUUUUCUUGAAAUAUGGGGCUUUCCUCAAUCUGAAGGAAAACUUCGCGUGGUCUGCAAAAGAGGCGUUUUUACGUUUUUAAGCGAGACAUACGCGAGGAAAACGUGAGACAAGCGCAAAGUGAGCGCGCAGGGCCCCCCUUCUUCCAUAUGUGUCUUCUCCUUGCGUUUUCCCUGCGUUUUCUUCAUGCUCACCUCGCGUCUGCCUCCGCUCACUUGAAAAACACGAGAAAUGAAAAAGGCGCCUGUACUGUAAGCUAUAGCGCCCUAAGGAGACCAAACACGAAGUGUGGACGGAAUUUGUUUAAAAAUCACGUGCUGUUUUAGCAUCAGGUGAGCAAUUAGGAGCUUCGACUGUAAAAUGGGAUCAAAUAAGUCAAAUGAUGGCUUAUCGAUGGCCGGCUAACAUCGUUCAAAAACAUUUUGACAAACAGAGAUUUCGUCGCCGUCAUGUAUUACCAACAUUCCUUCGUUAUUGUUGAGGUAGAGACAGGAAGCGGUUCUUAAUUUCUAACCAGAAAUCUCUUCCCUUUAGCUAAAAAGAAGAGGUCAAACAAGGCACAAAAUGAUUAUGAAAUGGUUGAUAUUCUCAAAAGCCAGUCAGAUUCACCAUUACCAAGGAGAGACGCCAUCAAUGACAUGAGUAUCAGCGAGGAGCCUGAAAACCCAAAGGCACCUUCACAAAAGCAGCCGUCACUUUACGACAGUAAGUUUCUUGUUAACGGUUGAAUUGUUUAGAGUCUUGUUCGAGUGACAGACCAACUUUUAAAUCCAAAUCACCAGAGAUGUGAGAUGGCGUGAGGGCAGCUUCAUAUUUAAAAAAAAUUAGUAUGAGCUAAAGAGAAGAAACCGAGUCGUAGUCAGAAAGUAGCAACGUAGUUGAUCUUUCAUUAACAGCUGUUAGAAAUUUUUCAAAAGAAGGCGCUCAGUUGUGAGCAAGUGCAGGUGUGCCUAAUCUUUCUCGUUUCUUCGAAUAAGACUGUGCUGAUUUUCAUUCCUUUCUUUUAAGAUAAAAAAGGCUCACCUCACAUCACCUGUGCUCAGGAGAAAAACACACAGAAGGAUUCUGUCGAGGAAACCGCUGAACAAAAUACAUCUCCGGACUCCCUAGUAACAUACGGGACAAAAAGCGAAGGACUGACGCAAGGAGAAUCCUCGACGGUACCCAGCAAUGAUGACAUUUUAUGCUCGAUCGACGGAAUCACAAAUCACAUCUAUGAGAAACCACCUGGCUAUGAUGUUCCUCUUUUUCAUAAAACUCCUGAUGCUGAUAAGAUCCCAAACGAUGGAGUCUCGAAUCGCAUGUACGAAAAUUCGCCUAGUGGAAAUGCUCCCUCCGAAGAUAUAGACUCCAUGAUAACUCAGGAAGAUGUUGCUUGUGUUUUGGAGGAUGAACCUCCUCUUCAGGGUGCUGUGCAUCCAGAAUCGAAUGACAGAAUCAGAACUGUAAAGGUAAAUGGCUUGGAUUUCUAAUAAAACCUUCCGCCAAGAAAUUUAGCAAAAUCACUUCUCCUUAUACAAAAUAAGGCUAUGUGAGUGGUAGAUAGUAUCAACGUUUUACAUAAUCUCUCACCAUUAAAGUUAAGGUUAUGGUUUCUGUUUUCUAAUGCAUUUACUUUCAGCGCAAAAAACAACUUAGUCAGGUAGGGAAAAAUUAAACGUCUUUACACUCUCCCCUCCCCCCAAUUGUAGUGUUAGCACCCUUCUAUCCUUACUAGGGUGCUUGUGGGCCCUUGCUUAAUCGAUGACCUCAAUGUGACAUAUUUAGACGUUAACUAAGAACACUGGUUCUAGUACACGGAAUCAGAGCCAGAACAGAGGAAUUGACGUGUGGCUACAGUGGGUGGCUUAAAGUAUUGUCUGCUUUAUACAGCUCUGUUGUAAAAUUCCAGUGAUAGACUGACCCACCGUUCAGAGGUGGUAAGGAAUGGGGGGCAGAGUUUGAAAUGAUUCAGUGGUGCUGGGUUACAUUUAAUGGACAGCAUCCGUGAUCCAAACUGUUUUCAUCACCUCAACUUUUAUUUUUGAACAGCAAGACGAGCUUAGAGAAGUUCCUGACGAUGUAAAGAAUGAUGAAGACUUUGACGUAAGUUAAAUAGAAAACGUUAAUUCAUGAUACGAGGCAUAGUCGCUUAUCGCCCGCUAUGUUUUUUGCGCCCUUGGUUGCAUGGUUACGUCUUUCCCAGCCUUUCACACCGCUUCCAUAUCAUGUUUUACCGCCCUUGAAACCACUGACAUGUGUCUUCGCUUUACGGGCGUUUUUUCAUAGCAUUUUGAUGAGCUUAUGUACAAGUGAGUUCACGAAAGUAAUCCGAGUUACAUUGGUUUUGCCUUACUUUGCUUUGUGAUUGGUCCAGAAACUUGCCAGCCAAUCAGGCGCAAACUAAAAACCAAUCACGACUUGGUCGCCCACGUUUUUCCCGCGUUUUGGACAGUUUGGUUGUUUUGUACUUUGACUCCUCAUUGAGCUCCUUCUUUUUUUAUUUGGUUUUUUUUUUUUUAGAGAAAAAUGGCUGAAAGACGAGCCAAAGUUGAUACCGUUCAAAAUGCAGCUGAUGGAUUUAGGUCAACCUCUCAAAAGUUUUCAACUGAAACUCGGGUAAGUAAUGGAUAAUUGAAACUCGUGCCCCUCCCUCCCCCCCCCUCAACCCCCCUUACCACAUGGCCCCUUAUUCCUGAAGUGAUUCCAGUAAAUGAUCAAUUCCGUUAUGAUCUGAAAAUAACCAAUCCUGUGUCGAAAAUUUGGCUCACGUAGAAUCGUUCUUCAUUCAGGGAAUGAGUCUUAAAACUAACUUAGGGGGCGUACUUUUGGAACAAGGCCUUCAAAUGGACGACUAGUCUUUUAGCUUGAUGAUCUUUUGAUCAGGGAGGAUGGAGAAAUGUGCUUUAGUGAAUCGCUUUCUUUUUAUCCACAGUCUUCUGGUAGCUUGUGGCGUAGAUUGCGACAAAAUAUUUUCAAGGACAGCCACAAAGCGAAAAAAACUGGAAUAUCGCCUGACCUAUCUGAUAACAGAAGAGAUGUUUACGACACUGUCGAAGACCAAGAGUUAGUAUAACGUAAAUUAAAAAAGUGCCAUCGAGUAACUAAAACACAAACUGAUGCGGCAUUCAAGGCAUUCAACAGUUCAACAUUCUUCUGCAAACUUUUUCGUUGGCAACUAGAGAAAAAUUAACAUUUUAGUUUACCCGUUCAUUAAGUUUUAACAUACUGUCUCAAUAAAACAUAUGACGCAAGGUCGGUUCAAUGUCAAACUGAUCUGAUCUCAGGAGCAGGCACAAGAUUUGUAUUUAAAAAUCUCAACUGCAUCGAAUAACCUAUUUAUUUGAAAGCCCGCUAAGAGGCUAUUAGGUGUUUCAUUUUAUCAGUUUCAAACAGUUACUCAUUUAUGCCAUUUUUUUAAAACAAGAUAGGAACGACAGCAUAAAGCUGGAAAAAUUUGUAAAUCUAUAUAUUUAUGAUAUGACUUUUUAAGAUGUAAUUCACUUGUAUUGCAAAAGAAUCCCUUGAACGAAUCCCUUGUACGAACUUGAUAGGAUUUCAACAUGCUUUAGUUUAAACGAAAUGUAGGAGUAAGAUUUAAAAACUCUAGAAACCCUGUUCUAUUUUUCUUAGGAAACAAAAGAAAGUUUGUUCCUUUUUUUUUCCAAUAGGUCCAUAUUUAUCUAUUGAAACUCAGAUUUUUUUAAGAGGCCAGUCGGUAUUAUGAGUCUGUAGUGGGAGUCAGUGAGUCAGACUAACUUAAUGCUUAUUUUUACGUAUUUAAUAUUUAUUUAUUAUCUUUCUUAUUGUAAGGCAAAUAACUUAUCGCAUACAUUAUGUGACAAUUUCUUCCCUAUUCAGAUUUAUGCCCAGAUCUGUUAAAAACAGUUUUAAAAUCAUACCUAUGAGACAUGAAUAAACUCUGAUAACCAAUUGAAGUC
Messenger RNA from Pocillopora meandrina, 21212 nucleotides. The record is from the annotation of a GenBank genome assembly. Lineage: Eukaryota; Metazoa; Cnidaria; Anthozoa; Scleractinia; Pocilloporidae.